Melopsittacus undulatus (budgerigar) is the source of this 2773-nucleotide messenger RNA. Its product is annotated as serine/threonine-protein phosphatase 1 regulatory subunit 10. Bases 647 to 2773 code for a protein of 708 amino acids. Gene Ontology annotation, molecular function: metal ion binding; protein phosphatase 1 binding. The record is from RefSeq and is a predicted model, not a curated record. The transcript is spliced from 20 exons. Gene Ontology annotation, cellular component: nucleus; PTW/PP1 phosphatase complex; chromatin. NCBI's taxonomy places the organism in Eukaryota, Metazoa, Chordata, Aves, Psittaciformes, Psittaculidae.
CAUUCUGAGGGCUGGGUGGAGGUUCGGUUGCUCUGGAAAGACGCCGGCGCCUUUACCACGAGAAAACAAAACAAAACAAACACAAAACAAAACAAAAAAACGCGAACAAACAAAAAAACAAAAUAUAUAAAUCUCCUCCAUACAACAACAACAACAACAAAAAACCAACAAAAAGGGGAGGAAAAAGCUCGCUUCCCCCUUCCCUUCCCCCUCCCCACCUUCCCCCGGUGCCGUGGAAGAGCCGCCAUCGCAGCCUCCGUCCUUUGGACCGCCCUUGGGAAGCCGUUGCAAACCUGAAGGAAACUGCCACUUAAAAACAUACCCCCUCCUUCCUCUUCUUUCCCCUCUCCCCAUCCCAACAAUCCAAAGGGAAACAGCCAAAACUCCCCGAUUUUUCCGAUUUUUUCGCCAGUUUUUUGAUCCUGCUCCUUUUUGGCACCAUUUAACGCGACAAAAAGCACCCUCGUAGGGAAAAAAAGCCCCAAACUCCCCCCCCCCUUGCAGUUUGCAGCCUCAAAGCUGCCUUUUUUCCACCCAUGACCCAGCCCAAAGCAGCUCUUUUUUGGCUCUGAGCACCCCACCAAUGCCUAAAUCCAAACCUUGAAGCGCUGUCGGCGAGCAAAAUAAUUGGAUAGGCUCUCCUGCCAUGGGCUCGGGCCCCAUCGACCCCAAGGAGCUCCUCAAGGGCUUGGAUUGCUUCCUGGGCCGCGAUGGCGAGGUCAAGAGCAUGGAGGGCAUCACCAAGAUCUUCAACCUGAUGAAGGACUCGCAGAAGCUGGUGAGCCGCUGCAUCUACCUGAACAUCCUGCUGCAGACCCGUGCCCAGGACAUCCUGGCCAAGUUCAUCCGCAUUGGGGGGUACAAACUGCUCAAUACCUGGCUCACCAGCUCCAAAGCCUCCAACAACGUCCCCUUCCUGCAGCAGAUCCUGCUCACCCUGCAGCACCUGCCUCUCACUGUGGACCACCUCAAACAGAAUAACACAGCCAAGCUGGUGAAGCAGCUCAGCAAGUCAAGCGAUGAUGAAGAGCUGCGCCGCCUCGCCUCCAUCCUGGUCAGUGACUGGAUGGGUGUCAUCCGGUCCCAGAGCAGCGCCCAGCCCAGUGAACGGGAUAAAAAGAAGCGGAAGGAGGAAGGGAAAAGCAAAUCCCCUGCUCAGGAGAAGCCCCAAGAGGCCAAAGCUGAGGCGAAAAGUGAGGAAAUGCCAGAGAAGAAACGGGAGAAACCCAAAUCCCUGCGGACCACAGCACCCAGCCACGCCAAGUUCCGCUCCACGGGGCUGGAGAUGGAGACGCCUUCGUUAGUGCCCUUGAAGAAGAUGAACUCUGCUUCCAGCGCUGACAAGUACAGCCUGAAGCCAAUGCCCAUCAAGAGGCAGAACCUCUCCUCAGCCACCGGCGAUGCCCCCCCCGCAGAGAAGAAGUACAAGCCCCUGAACACAGCCCCCAACGCCACCAAGGAGAUCAAAGUCAAGAUCAUCCCCCCCCAGCCCAUGGAGGGUCUCGGCUUCCUGGAUGCCCUCAACUCUGCUCCCAUCCCUGGUAUCAAGAUCAAGAAGAAGAAGAAGGUUUUGUCUCCCACUGCAGCCAAGCCCAGCCCCUUUGAGGGGAAGGCAGCUCCCGAAGCCACCUCCACCAAACCCUCAUCCCCGGAGCCCAGUGCGGCCUCAGAGCCCAUGGAUACGGAUCGGCCUGGAACCCCAGUGCCGGCUGUGGAGGUGCCGGAGCCCAUGGAGACCUGCUCCUCGGAGGCGAGUGGUGAUUCCAGAAGCAUGGAAAACCCAAUGGAGAGCGGGCAGCUCACCAAGAAGGGCCGCAAGAAGAAGACCGUGAGCUGGCCGGAGGAAGGGAAGCUCCGGGAAUACUUCUACUUCGAGCUGGAUGAGACGGAGCGAGUGAACGUGAACAAGAUCAAGGACUUCGGGGAAGCAGCCAAGCGGGAGAUGCUCAAGGACCGGCAGGCGUUUGAGACGGCGCGGCGCCUGAGCCAUGAUGCUAUGGAGGAGAAGGUGCCAUGGGUGUACCCCAAGCUCCUGGAGCUGCCGGCUCCUCUGGUGGUGCCAGGCAGUGGGAGCCGGGAGCGCUUCACCCAGGCCGAGAGGGAGAAGGGGAUCCUGCAGGAGCUCUUCCUGUCCAAGGAGAGUGUUCCCGACAGCCCCCACGAGCCCGAUCCCGAAUCCUACGAGCCGCUUCCUCCCAAGCUCAUCCCAUUGGAUGAGGACUGCUCCAGUGAGGAAGGGCCUUAUCCCGAUGGAUUGGACCCGGGAUCAUCCUCCCCAUCCCCGGAUGCUGGUUCCAAGCUCCCCCCGGUCCUGGCCAACCUGAUGGGAAGCGUCGGAGCCGGGAAGAGCCCCCAGGGCCCAGCCCCGGGCGCAGGCAUCAACAUGCAGGAGAUCCUGAGCUCCAUCAUGGGUGGUCCCAGCACCCACAAGGCUGAGGAGCUGCUCAAGCAACCGGAUUACUCAGACAAGAUCAAGCAUCUCCUGGGAAACCUGCAGGCUCCAGGGCCUGGUGGAGUGCCCCACGGUUUGCUGGGCCCCGGCCCCAUGGCCAAUGGCUUCCCACCGGGCCCCAAGGCCAUGCAGCACUUCCCCCCGGGGGGGCCCAUGCCUGGCCCCCACGGCGGCGGCGGGGGGGGCCCGGGGAUGCCCCCCGGCCCCGGGGGGGGGAUGCCCGGGGGGGCCCGGUCCAGCCGUGCCGUUUGUCGCCACUUCCUGCUCAAGGGCAGCUGCAGGUACGAGAACAAGUGUGCCUUCUACCACCCCCUCCCAUAG